GCUGAUUACGUAUCUUACAAUAGCUAAGCGAUAGCAAAAAUCGCGCAAUAUUUGCUUGUAAAUCGCAAAUUCGUAUUACGUAUUAGCAAAAACAAAGCCAUAGCAAAACCAGCGACAGUGCUGCCUCUAUCGAACAAUCUUUGAACUAUUAAGUGCAUUCAAUCGACCAAUCUCUUCGGUUUGAGUCGAGUUUUCGUAUUACCUAUGACUUUUGACAGCAGAGCGAUAGCAAUCAACAAACAAUUUCAACUGUCAGACUGCGAUCUUGAAAAAGGUAACUUUUUUCGAUUGCAAAGUAAUUGCUUUGUAUUUGUUUCACAUUCACCUAAUUAUUACGACGUAAUAUCAACAUGGCUCGUGCUGUAUUGUUGUUAGAAGCUUUAAAUUUCGAUGAUAGAAGAGAUGUUAUUUAUAACACGGCUCUUUUGAGGCGUAGACUUCGCAACCAAGCCAACGCUUUGCAGCUCUCCGACUCGGAGUUUCGAGCUCACUACAGGCUCAAUAAGAAGCUGUUCAGAGAUUUGUGUAGUGAGCUAAAACCCUACAUUACUCAGGCGAGAAGAAGAACAAAAGUUAGUGUGGAAAAUAAGGUUCUUGCCGCAUUAUCUUUUUUUGCAACAGGCUCAUAUCAAAAGCCAGUAGGUAUGAGCUAUCUGCAUGGACUUAGCCAGUCUAGUGUGUCGAAAGCAGUAAAAGAAGUGACAAGAGCCUUAAACCAUCAAAGAAUACUUUAUAAGUAUAUACGAUUUCCACAAACAUCACAAGAAAGACAAUCCAUUGUUAAUGGUUUCUUUGACAAGUUUGGAUUCCCUGGAUGUUUGGGAUGCAUUGAUGGCUCACAUGUGGCAAUGAUAAGGCCAACAGAACAUGAGGAGAGAUUUUUUAAUAGAAAGCAUUUCCAUUCCAGAAAUGUUCAAAUAAUCUGUGAUAGUGAUUUAAAUAUUAUUAAUGUUGAUGCAUCAUUUGGUGGUGCUACACACGAUGCCCACAUUUGGAAACUGUCGGAUGUCCAACGACAUGUCCAAGACCUUUACAGUAGAGGAGAAGCCAUUUGGCUGCUUGGUGAUUCUGGAUAUCCUUUAAGACCGUGGCUUCUAACACCAAUUGUGAAUGCUGAACCUGGUAGUGCAGAUGAAAAUUAUACAAAUAUUCACUGUCUCACAAGGAAUACAGUAGAACGUUGCAUUGGUGUUCUGAAAGCUCGUUGGAGGUGUUUGCUAGCACAUAGAGUGUUACAUUAUGACCAUCAUACUGUGGCUAAAAUCAUCAAUGCGUGUGUUGUGUUGCAUAACAUCUGCAACAAGCAUCACCUACCAGUUCCACCAUUAGCAAAUGCUGAUAGCCGAGGAGAUCAGCAGAACCAGAUGCCACCACAAUCUCUGCAGAAUGCCAGCUCCACAACUGGAGCUGAACAAGAGCUGUUAGCACAUGGACGAGAACAAAGAAAUCGCAUUGUGCAGAGAUUGUGGUCCACACAAUCAAAUUAAAAUAAUUAUAUUACAAAUGUGUGUUAUGUAUGUUUGAGUAAAAAGUGUAUAUGGUAUGUCUGGGAUUUGAAAAUAAAUAGAU
This is a messenger RNA of Hyposmocoma kahamanoa, 1569 nucleotides long. Its product is annotated as putative nuclease HARBI1. The transcript has 5 exons. NCBI's taxonomy places the organism in Eukaryota, Metazoa, Arthropoda, Insecta, Lepidoptera, Cosmopterigidae. Bases 351 to 1487 code for a protein of 378 amino acids. The record is from RefSeq and is a predicted model, not a curated record.